Metopolophium dirhodum (rose-grain aphid) is the source of this 375-nucleotide messenger RNA. RefSeq lists its product as uncharacterized. The record is from RefSeq and is a predicted model, not a curated record. Bases 1 to 375 code for a protein of 124 amino acids. The transcript has a single exon. NCBI's taxonomy places the organism in Eukaryota, Metazoa, Arthropoda, Insecta, Hemiptera, Aphididae.
AUGUUGCAUCUAUGCAAGGCGAACGUGUACAUGUACGCGGAUUUCGUUUCGGACGUGACUUUUCCGACGGACGCCAGCAGGCUCUGCGGGUCCGUCUGCAGAAGCUACCAGGCGUCGAUGUACACGGAACAGGGCGUGACCGUGUCGCUGAUAAACUCAAACUGCGACUAUACCGGCGACACGGUCAUCGAGGAACGUUCGGCGAACGAAACGCACGCGGCCACCUGUCCGGACCUGAGCACCGCGUGCGUGUGCGCGUACAACGUGCGCUGCAACAGGAAGACGAAACUCAUGAAGUACACGCUGACGCCGAACGACAAGGGAUACCUCAGGGUGUUGGCGGCGGACUGUGGGUCGUCCGGUUACGUCACUUGA